Molecule: messenger RNA, 2208 nt
Organism: Sungouiella intermedia
Lineage: Eukaryota; Fungi; Ascomycota; Pichiomycetes; Serinales; Metschnikowiaceae
Source: the annotation of a GenBank genome assembly
AUGACAAAGCCAUAUUCGGCCCCGCUAGCGUACGGCGAUGGCUCUUACAAGAUCUUUGGCAUGGAGAACUUCGGCAAUACCUGCUAUUGUAAUUCCAUCCUCCAAUGCUUGUACUACACCACCAGCUUCCGCAACGAGCUUUUAAAGUAUAAAAGCGCUCCUCAUGACCGCCGUACUACCAUCACCGGCUCGAGUUACCACACUUUCACUGCCAAAUACGAGCAAUUGGUGGCCAAGCGCCUACGGGAGCAAGGAAAGACCCCAGUACCCGCUGCCGACUCCAAUGGACUGGGGAUACCUACCAAGCCGUCAAUUCGAAACUCCUUGUUCGGGAAGUUCUCGUCAUCGUCCACUCCACAAGUUAGUGCAGAUGGUCCUACGGAUUCUCCCUACAAGAAGCUUGGCUACAUCCAACUGGCAGAGCUGUGUAUGGCGCUUCUGACUGAGCAACGACUCAUCAUCAAAAAGAAUCCGGAGUUUCACAACUUGCAGAUGCUUGUGACCAGACCGACGACAGCAACAACAGAAAACAGAAAUGAUAACUCCCAGAGCUCUGCGGCUCUUCUCGACUCCGGAAACAACAACAAUGGAUCGGUUCAAAAUGCUGAGGCUGACACAGAAUCAUCUCAAUCGAGUUUUGUAGUUGUGGGAAUCCCCAGUCCCGAAAAGAACUUGGUCAAUCCAAUAAACCCGUUCAAUGCCAAUCCCUCCGCAGAUCAGCGCAAGCGACUGGCCCUUAUCAAUGGUCCAAUUCUUAACUUGGACCACUCGUUGCAGAUCCAAACCGAAAAAUCGAGCGACACUGUACUCCUCUACGCAUUGAAAGACAUUUUCGAGGCUAUGGUGGAGAACCAGUCCCAGAUCGGGGUGGUCUCCCCAGUAUACUUCGUGAACAAGUUGAAAGAGAAAAACUUUUUGUUCAGACAAGUCAACAUGCACCAAGAUGCUCAUGAAUUUUGCAACUACUUGAUCAAUGAGACAAUUGAGAGUUUGAACCAUGAGGUCGGUGCUCAGAACAACUGGUGCACAGACAUUUUCCAGGGAACCAUCACCAACGAAACGAAGUGCUUGUCUUGCGAAACCAUCACUUCCAAAGAUGAAUCAUUCUUGGACUUAUCCAUUGAUAUUCCCCCGAGUGCUUACUCUUUAGUGUAUUCGCUUAACAACUUUUCAAAGCUGGAGACGUUAAAUCACCAGAACAAGUUCUACUGUAACACAUGUCUGUCUUUACAGGAAGCCGUCAAGACCAUCAAAUUAAAGAAGACUCCAGAAGUGUUAGUGAUAAAUUUCAAGCGUUUCAAAUACGACGAAAAGUUGGACCGUAUGGUCAAACUCUUUGACUCUAUUCUGUACCCCUUGAAGUUGCGUUUAUUUAACACCACGACCCCAGACAAUGAUAAGAAAGCUCACCCUGGUUCUUCUGACGACUUCACACUCUACGGAUUGUAUGCUUUGGUUGUCCACAUUGGUGGAGGUCCAAUGCAUGGACAUUACGUUGCCCUUUGCAAGUGCAAAGCUGGCCUUUGGUUCUUCUUUGAUGACGAGACUGUUGAACUUGUAGAUGAACUGUUCGUGCUCCGAUUUUUUGGAAAUGGUCCCGGUCUCGCCAGUGCUUACAUCUUGUUUUACGAGAAACUUGAUACUAAAUUGGAUGACGAUGGCUUGGACUUGGGGAUCGACUUACAUGGUAUUUAUAAUGGAAGCGAUUACUCAGUGGCAAUGCAAAAACCUUCGACCUCCAGCAUUCCGUUGAAGACUAGCGUUCCGUUAAAGACUGGCGUCGAGGAAUCUGACUCCAACAUUUCGGAAGACGAAGAUGUAAUUCAGGAAUACCGUGAGCCGCUGUUGGAAACUAGCACAGGAAGUGUGGGACGGAGAACUUCGAUCUUCAAGAAAACUUUUAUGUUUGAUAGCACUGCUCGAGACGGGAACGAAGAGCCUAUCACAAAAUCCGUCUCGAGAUCCUCGUCGACAAAAGACACGGAGGGCCCACUUGCUCCUAAACUGGCUACUACUAUGUUUGAAAAGAAAUCCUGGGUGAAUGGAUUAAAGAGAAGAGAACUGAGGAAUGAAAUCGCGCCUGCCGAUCGAAAGGCCUCAAUGGGGAGUAUCAAGACUACAAGCAGCAGCAUUAAGUCAGAAAAAGAGCCGGAGAAAGAAAGACGCAGGAGCAGCAUCUUCUCUUUCAAGAGAAAAUCUAAAAACUAG